CUUUUCGUUUUUUUUCGCUCUCUCGCUCGCAACCUUUUUUUCAAUCUCCGUUCCAUCGUUGACCCACCGCUCAUCGCCGCCUCCCUCGAUUCAGAGCUCUCAUCCGCCGCUCCGGUCAAGAGUUUUCUCCCCGCCGGAAGGGGUUUUAGCAAGACAAACCUCACCGGAAAGAAUCUGCGGAAAGAGGAGGAGAAAAUUGAGAUUCAGACGCAAAAGCCGCGAAUCACGCUGGUUAUGAGUGGUUGGAUCUGUUUUGGAUGGCAUUUGAAGUUUUGUGAAUUGUGAUUGGUAGUUAAGUUCAGUGAGAUUGUGUUGGGAGAAGAAGUGAAAGUUUAGAGAAAAUUGUUGUUGGAUCAUAGUGAAAGGCUUGAGAUUGUGUGAAAUGGAUAAUUCGAAUAGGCAGAUGGGUAGACAUCCAGAUACUUUGGGGGUGAAUAAGAUGGGGAAGAAUAUAAAGAAGAGUCCGAUACACCAACCGAAUUUCAGCAAUGCUAACGUUGGGGGUGCGGGAGGUGCUAGGCCUCAACCUCAACCGCAGGUCUACAAUAUAAACAAGAACGAUUUCCGGAGCAUAGUUCAGCAGCUGACAGGCUCGCCUUUGCGUGAGCCUGCUCCUAGGCCACCGAAUGCUCCCAAACCGCAAAAUACUAGGUUGCAAAAGAUUAAGCCUCCUCCCUUGACACCAAUAAACCGUCCUCAACUUCCCAUCCGCCCUCCGCCUCAGAUGGUGGGUCCACCCCAGGGUCCCACGAAUGUUCCGUAUAAUAAUAGCUUUGCUAGACCUCCUCCCCCGCCUCCUCAGUAUGGUCAGCCCCCGUCCCCUGUGUUGCCGCCUUUUACUCCUACUGAUAUUUGGGCGAAUACGGCUGAGUCUCCCAUUUCAGCCUAUAUGCGGUACUUGCAAACUUCAAUUGUGGAUUCAGGCCCUAGACAACAAACACACUUACCAGGACAGCCAAAUUUUCAACCACAAGGGCCUAUGCACGGUCAACCACACCCGCCACCAUCCGGUUUACUUCCUAACCCUCCUGUCCCGCCCAUUCCAUCGCCUCGAUAUGGCCUUCCAUCCCCACGGAUGAAUGCUGCUGCUCCUCCAUUUCCGUCUCCCCGGAUGAAUGGCGCUCCAUCCCCUCUUCCCUCCCCGGGAAUAAACGGUCCUCCUUUUUUGCCUUCCCCUACUUCUCAGUUCCUUUUGCCUUCGCCUUCCGGGUUCUUGAAUUUGUUGUCUCCACACUCAUCAUACCCACUGCUUUCCCCGGGUAUGCAGCAGCCCCCACCACUGUCGCCUAAUUUCUCCUUUUCUCCUAUCGGUCAGCCAGGUAUUCUUGGUCCCGGGCCUCAUCCUCCUCCGUCUCCUGGCUACGGAUUCCCAUUGUCCCCGUCCGGAUUCUUCCCCAUUACAAGCCCUAGAUGGAGGGCUUAAUAGUCCUAGGAGCAAAAGCUACUGACUCCCCUCGGGUUCUUGCACAAAUGCACAUCACAUCCUCUCCAAUCACUUUUGGAGUUCAUCGCAGCUAAGCCUGUCUUCUAUGUUGCCGAGAAUUCAGUGUCUUCUCCUAUGGAGAUUCAUACCCUAAAAUGUAAGAUCUUCUUCGAAAUAUGUAUUUUGUUUUCAUUUGCUGUUUGUAUCUGUUCUGUCAAUACUCAUUUCACAUCUUAGACGUAGAUUUCCUAGCAGUAGCCAAUGUAACCAGUUUAUUUCCGGCUCACACAUGUUAGGUGGCGAGUUAGUUAAACAACUCUUCCAAACAACAAGCGUGGCCUGUAACUUGUAAGGAUGUAGGUUACUGAAAUUUAUAGAUGUAAACGUUUUUUUUUAUAUUCUUUUAACUUGGUUGAAACCACAUCAUCUUAUAAAUGUGCACUUUUUAUCAA
This is a messenger RNA of Ipomoea triloba (trilobed morning glory), 1875 nucleotides long. Its product is annotated as protein HAIKU1-like. The coding region runs from base 383 to 1423 and encodes 346 amino acids. The record is from RefSeq and is a predicted model, not a curated record. The transcript has 2 exons. NCBI's taxonomy places the organism in Eukaryota, Viridiplantae, Streptophyta, Magnoliopsida, Solanales, Convolvulaceae.